Messenger RNA from Vollenhovia emeryi, 539 nucleotides. RefSeq lists its product as uncharacterized. Gene Ontology annotation, biological process: sensory perception of taste. The record is from RefSeq and is a predicted model, not a curated record. Lineage: Eukaryota; Metazoa; Arthropoda; Insecta; Hymenoptera; Formicidae. The transcript has 5 exons. Bases 37 to 504 code for a protein of 155 amino acids. Gene Ontology annotation, cellular component: dendrite; axon; neuronal cell body.
UAUACUGACAGUUACAAGCAAGUUUUAUGGAGCACAAUGCAUCUGCAUUUAGAAUUAUGUCGUAUUGCACGCGAAUUGAAUUUUAUAUUCGGAACGCAAAUGACUUUCGAACUUACGACAUACCUAUUGUUUUUAACAGCAACGUGUUAUUACAUGUAUGGAAUGAUAAUGCGAAAAGAUCGAGCGGAAAUAUCAAUAACUGCAUGGUAUCAUAUAUCAUCAUGGGCCAUUGUAUUUGUGGCAAAACUCUUUACCAUAAAUUGCAUUUGUGAGAAUGUCAGUGUUAAGGCUAAUAAAAUUGACAAAGUAGUUCAUCGAUUGAUAAAUGCUGCUCAAUAUUCUGACAUUAGGAAAGAGAUAUAUCAGUUUACUUUACAAAAAAUGCAUAAUCCGCUAAAGUUUACUGGAAUGGGCCUUUUCUACUUUGGCAAUCAGUUUCUUCGAAAGUGCUGCAUGACAAUUACAACGUUCAUGAUUAUCAUGAUACAAAUGUAUAACGUUUAAAAUAUUUGUGUUCAAAAAGCAAUAAUUUAGGAAUU